GAAGACUCUGGUCUUGCUGAGCUGGCAGACAGCAAAAUAACCAGUUAUGGGAUGAAAUGUGUCUCGUGUUUGCUGCAGGGAAGGGAAGAGAUCCAAGGGGGGAGGAGGGGGACAGAAAGCAGAGGAGCCCUCAUGGGUGUGGAUCAGGGAACUGAGCAGCUUCUGCCUCUCACCAGCACUUUUGCAGGGCUUGCUUUUAUGCCCUGCACCGUCAUAUUUCCCCUCAACUCAUCUAUCAUCUCCUCAUGGUCAUGUGUGUUGGCUGGAGCCUGUGAGCCCUUCCUGUUUCUAGUAGAAAGCUUGUGGCACCGGUGAGCUCAGACACAUGCACAGGGAGCAGAAGCGAGCCCCGUCCCUGUUCAGCGGUGUACGCGGGCUCUGGUGCAGAUGCCGCGGGGAUUGCUGCUUCCCCGUCUAGCUCCCACGUGCCGCACCUCAGCCCAGGAGCCGCUGCCCUUCAGCCGCGCCUGAUCUGCUGCCGCCUCCUCCCUCUUCCUCCUCCUCCUCACUAUGUGCCUGCUGGGAUGGUCUUAUGCCCCAAAGGGAGCCGUGAUCCUGGGAGCUGGAAGGACGCAAGGGAAGGUGAGACACAGGACCCAAGGCCAUGCCCGUGUUGAGUGAGGAGCAGCUGCGCACUCACCCCAUCACUGCAGACGCCCUGCGGCCGCUGUGCCCGCGCUGUGCUGCAGCCUCAGCCCGGCCAUGGAGAGCACAGAGGUGGAGUCAGACAUCCUGCGCCGCGUCCGCACGCUGCUGCGAGAGCUGGACGGGCACCACCCUGCCUGCCAGUGUGACCGAGGGAUGCUGCGAUGGACCCUGCAUAAAAAAAUCGACCAGAAUCUCAGUAACAGCUCCGUCCUGGUCAGGAUCCUGGUGAAGGAGCUGGAAAGGGCGGAGCGAGGUGACUUCAGGCAUUACAUCAUCCCCUUGCUGCACACGCUGAUGUACACCUUGAUAAAGGCUCCUUGCAUCUCUGACGAGCUCUGUGGCAGAGUGUACGAUUUCUGUAAGAAGCUGCUCACCCUGCCCAAGCCUUUCUGCACCAUCGGUUUGGACUAUGCCAUCAGGCUGAAGAUGGAAAGGACAGCACCAGGUACCUUGUACCAAAGAAUGGUCAUUUCCGAACAAAGUCUUAAAAGCGACCCGUACCCUUAUCAGGAAAAGAUUUUCAUCUUUGCCGACCCGGAGCUGCUCUCCGAAGCCAUCUGCAAUGCGCUGGUCACCGACACGAAGGCAGCUCAGGUCUCCCAGAGCCCCCGGGCGUGUAUGUGCUAUGUGAUCAUCCACACCAUGCAGGCGGCCCUGGGCGAGGGCUGCGACGUCAGCGGCUUGAAGGGGAGCCUCCAGGACAUGCCCACGAGCGAUGUCGAGCACUGGUUCCGGCAAGUGGUGGCGGCAGUCGAGCGUGCAGGAAACGAGGCGAGCGCAGACCGCGGCCAGCACGCAGCGAGGCUGGAGAAGAUUUACCACGCCAUCCUCAGCUCCUUGCGAGCAGGCGAUGCUCCCUUGGGAGGGCUGCAGGGUACACCUCUGCCCAACCCCAACAUCAGCUUUCACCUCUGGACAGAAGAUGACCAGCUCUGGAAGGAAUUGGUGCUGUUCAUCCGCCCACUGUCACAGAGCUGCGAGCCCGACGGCCUAAGCCAGGACCUGGACAACUUUGAGAUCCAGGACAUCAUUUCAGACUGCGAGUGCUGCGAGCAGACCCGCUUCUCCGUGCUCUCCACCGACAGUGGCAUUGAGCGAGAUCUACCCGUGGCAGCCGAGGAGCUCUUUACCCCUUGCAGCGCCGAGACGGAGCAAUCCCGGCUCCAGAGGAAGGGUGGCAUUAAAAAAAAAACAUCACCACUGGAGAGCGUGGCCUUCCUGCAGGCUGGCUGCAAUGGUCCCGGGGCAAAGUCCCCGGUGAAGCUGCAGAGGAGACCGGGCAUCCCUGCGGAGCCCGCGGCCCCACUCCAGAGGCUGCACACUGCCCGCGUCGUGCUGCUGGGGGACGACCGGAUCCUGGGGCGCCUGGCCCAAGCCUACCACUCUUUGAGGAAGAGAGAAACACGGCGAGUUUUCCUGACUCCCAGGCUGAACUUGCAGUUCUACUACAUCCCGGUUGUGACGGGGCAGCCAAACACCUUGGCCGUUGCGGACCAUGCUGCCACCAGCCAAGAGGAGCUCUGCGAGGUGGCCGGGUACCUGAGCAGAGCCGACCCGUGGUACGAGAGCAACAUCAACACGCUGUGCCACAUGAUUCCCAAGCUGGCCACCAUGCCUUCCUCUCCGAGCAAACAUCUUGUGACUGAUCUGUUCAUCACUGAUGUGAUCGCUUACUAUGUCCGCAUGGGCAUCCAGCCUGUCUGCUUCCCGGUCUACGCCGUGAAGAUUUUCUUCAGUGACCCAGCACAGGAGCCAGCUGAGGACGUGUUCCUCACGGAGCUGCACAGCCAGGUGCCCGAGAGCCUCUCCCACAGAGAGUUAACCAUGACCAGGAAGAAAACGACUCUGGAUGGCCCUGGCAUAGAUCUCACAGUAACAUACAGAAAGGUUGUGGUGAGCGACCGGGCGAAGGAGCUGUCAAUGUCCCUGCGCUCCACAGGUCUGGUGAUGAAAGCCAUACCAGCCGACGAGGCUGAAGAUCUGGUGUGUCUGAACGUGACCCUCACCGAAAUUGUUAGGAUCAACCACUUGUCGGGACGAUCAUUCUCAGCUGUGGCAAACAGGUUGAAAACACGCAAUAUCAAAAUCAGGAGCACAGAGCAGAGGCCCUUCAUGGUGUGUCUGGACAAGGACAGCAGAAGAACCUACAGAAAUGUGAUCAGCGUGGAAGUGUCUCCUUGCCUAGAGCCCAGCUACUGCUUGCAAAAGUCAAGGACAAUGAAAUUCAGCCUGCACGACACAGAAGAUGUGGGGCUUGUGAAAUACAUGGCCAAGUCUCUGCUGUUGCCUAUCAACACAUUUGCAGGCACCGUCCAAUGAAGAAAACAAGAAAAAGCUGGUGUGAGAGAUGUGACAUCAUGUCAUCACAGAGGAAAUGGGAAAACACACUAAAAGCCACCAACAGUGAUUUUACAAUGGUAAUGGUGUAAAAAGCUGCAACAGCAGAGGUGGAUGAGGCUCGGGGAGGACAGCCAUGCCCUGCUGAAUGACAGUGACGACCACAAGUUAACCCCCCGCCAAGGGGCGGAGCGUUGCUCAAGGACUGAGUUUUAACCUUUUGCACAAGUCAGGGAAAACCUUUGAGCUUCUUCAUUUCAGGAAGAUUGGGGAAAAUACAGCUGAGGUGAUGGUGCUUGCUGCCCUUGUGGAUCACAGAGCAGUUGCUAUCAGUAAUAUUUAUUCUGGUGGGCGUCAGCGAAACGGGGCAUCAGGGCCUGUUGCGCUGGGUUCUGCCCAGCAAACUCUUCAUUCUGGCACAGGGUGAUGUAUUUGGGUGAACCAGCAAUUAUUCCCCUGAGCGAUUUAGGAAACCUCAUUGUCAGCCUGACCACGACUGGGCGAGCAUGUGUGUUUAAUGCAGCUUCUGUGGAAGUGGGUGGGAAACCUGCUGUUGUUUCAAAGGGACCACACAAAGCAACGAUGCAUCGUGUGCAACAGGGACAUGGGAAAUCCAGUGCAAUAUUUGGCAGUGUCGAACAGGGCAAGAACAGCUCAGGCUGCGUAGGCAGUGCUGCAGGAUAUGCUGGGCUGUGAGUGGUAUAGAUCUGCUUGAAGAAGAGACCUUCUUUGAGCAGACAACCGAGUCUGGACAACAGCUUUUUGACAUCUGAUCUGUACCUUUGAGUCUACCUGGGAUUUCUCUGUGGCUUCGACCUCUCCGCAUCUGGUCUGGAGCCUCAUGAGCACCGGUUGCACCGGUUCCUCCAGUUGUACAUGCUGGGAACAGCCACCUACAACCCCAGCAGCAGCGGACCUCCUCCCUGAGGUCAGCCAGCAAUACAACUGCAUCCCAGUCUGCCUUGCCGUCCUGGUUUGGUCUGUGUCUGCUGUGUGGGUAAGAGAUGUAGAAGAGUGGAGUAGUGCUCCUGGGAAUGAUGGAUGGACAGGAUGCCUGCAAGACUUCUCCAUUCCUUUCCUCUGCUGCUACCACGGUGUAGAAACCCUCCUCUGGUUUGCAGGUGGGCCAGCCUGAGCAGUGACAGCACAGCUCCUGCUUCCACCCAGGCUCAGACUAACCUGGUGUUAUGAUCAUGUAGGAGGACCCUGUCUUCGUUCCAGUUUGUGUCUGACUGAAAUAAUGGAAGAAACAUGCUGUGUAUUUAUUGAC
Messenger RNA from Phalacrocorax carbo (great cormorant), 4255 nucleotides. The record is from RefSeq and is a predicted model, not a curated record. Lineage: Eukaryota; Metazoa; Chordata; Aves; Suliformes; Phalacrocoracidae.